Glycine soja is the source of this 1407-nucleotide messenger RNA. Its product is annotated as peroxidase A2-like. The coding region runs from base 63 to 1106 and encodes 347 amino acids. Gene Ontology annotation, molecular function: heme binding; peroxidase activity. Gene Ontology annotation, biological process: hydrogen peroxide catabolic process; response to oxidative stress. The record is from RefSeq and is a predicted model, not a curated record. NCBI's taxonomy places the organism in Eukaryota, Viridiplantae, Streptophyta, Magnoliopsida, Fabales, Fabaceae. The transcript has 4 exons.
CUUGUUCUUGCAGCAACAACAACACGCUCGUAUAUAAUUGAAAACAUCAUAAAGAAAAAAAAAUGAAUUCCCUUCGUCUCAGUUUUUUCUGUGUGGUGGUAGUUCUUGGAGCAUUACCCUACUUCUCAUAUGCACAACUAGAUCCCUCGUUUUACGCUAGCACAUGUUCAAAUUUGAGUUCAAUCGUACGUGAGGUGCUCACAAAUGUUUCCCUGUCUGAUCCCCGCAUGCCUGCCAGUCUCAUCAGGCUCCACUUUCACGACUGUUUUGUUCAAGGUUGUGAUGCAUCAAUUCUGUUGAACCAAACGGAUGAGAUCGAUAGUGAGCAAACUGCUUUUCCAAAUGACAACUCCAUAAGAGGGUUGGAUGUUGUGAACGAGAUCAAGACCAGGUUGGAAAAUGCUUGUCCUGGCAUAGUUUCUUGUGCUGAUAUUCUUGCCCUUGCAGCUGAAAUAUCUUCUGAGCUGGCUGGUGGUCCUGUUUGGGAAGUUCCACUGGGAAGAAGGGAUGGUUUUUCAGCAAAUCAAACACUUGCUAAUGAAAAUCUUCCAGCUCCUAGUCUUAGCAUUGAUCAACUUAUAUCCGCAUUUGCUAAUCAAGGCCUCAACAUUACUGAUCUAGUUGCACUUUCAGGUGCUCAUACAAUUGGUAGAGCUCAAUGCAAGUUUAUUGUUGAUCGAUUAUACGAUUUCAAUGGCACCGGCAAUCCAGAUCCUACUCUCAACACAACUUACUUACAAUCAUUGCAAGUAAUAUGUCCCGAUGGUGGACCUGGCUCUGAUCUCACCAAUUUGGACUUAACCACUCCUGACACGUUGGACUCAAGUUACUACUCCAAUCUUCAACUUCAAAAUGGCUUGCUUCAGAGUGACCAAGAGCUUCUUAGCGCAAACGAUACUGAUAUUGUUGCCAUUGUCAACAGUUUCACUAGUAACCAAACUUUUUUCUUUGAAAACUUUGCAGCAUCAAUGAUUAAAAUGGCCAGCAUUGGAGUGCUAACGGGAUCAGAUGGAGAAAUUCGAACACAAUGUAAUUUUGUGAACGGAAAUUCUUCUGCUCUUACCACCAAAGAAUCUUCACAAGAUGGCAUGGUUAGCUCAAUGUAAAAUAAAUGGACAAAGGUUAUAUAUGCUGGAAAAUGCUGGGGUUAAAGGUGUCAAUAAAGAGUUCUGUAUAUGCAUAUAUAUAUGCCAUGUGCAUGUGGUGAACCGUUAUAAACUGUAUUGUACUUUGUAUUCUAUACACCUAGCUUUGUAUUAUACCCUGCCGUGUGGACAAACUAUAUACUACUAAAUAAUUGCUGUCACAAGCAAUCAUGAACUCCAUACUGCCUUAAAUUUCAAUAUGUAUUAAUGAAGUUGAGUUAAAAGUAUCACUUCAAUAAAAGUGCAGAUGAUUACAAUUGUA